This is a messenger RNA of Grosmannia clavigera kw1407, 588 nucleotides long. Its product is annotated as GTP-binding nuclear protein gsp1 ran. Gene Ontology annotation, biological process: ribosomal subunit export from nucleus; protein import into nucleus. Bases 1 to 588 code for a protein of 195 amino acids. NCBI's taxonomy places the organism in Eukaryota, Fungi, Ascomycota, Sordariomycetes, Ophiostomatales, Ophiostomataceae. Gene Ontology annotation, molecular function: GTP binding; GTPase activity. Gene Ontology annotation, cellular component: cytoplasm; nucleus. The record is from RefSeq and is a predicted model, not a curated record. The transcript is spliced from 6 exons.
AUGGCUGAAGCUGCGCAAGGGAGCAAUGUGCCCACCUUCAAGUUGGUGCUGGUCGGCGAUGGCGGUACUGGCAAGACCACUUUCGUCAAGCGUCAUUUGACUGGUGAAUUUGAGAAGAAGUACAUGGCCACUCUUGGUGUCGAGGUCCACCCUCUGGCCUUUACCACAAACUUCGGCAACAUCCAUGCGGCAUCGAUCAUGUUUGACGUGACGUCCCGUAUCACGUACAAGAACGUGCCCAACUGGCACCGUGACCUCGUCCGCGUUUGCGAAAACAUUCCGAUUGUUCUUUGCGGCAACAAGGUCGAUGUCAAGGAGCGCAAGGUCAAGGCCAAGACCAUCACAUUCCACCGCAAGAAGAACCUGCAAUACUACGAUAUAUCGGCCAAGUCCAACUACAAAUUUGAGAAGCCGUUCCUGUGGCUGGCCCGCAAGCUCGUCGGCAACCCAUCUCUGGACUUUGUCGCUGCCCCGGCUCUUGCCCCCCCCACAGCCCAGGUUGACGAGGCGCUACUGGCUCAGUACCACCAGGAGAUGGUCGAUGCUGCCGGAAUGCCGCUGCCGGAGGAGGACGAUGAUGAUUUGUGA